This is a messenger RNA of Pseudocercospora fijiensis CIRAD86, 2378 nucleotides long. RefSeq lists its product as uncharacterized. The record is from RefSeq and is a predicted model, not a curated record. The transcript has a single exon. Lineage: Eukaryota; Fungi; Ascomycota; Dothideomycetes; Mycosphaerellales; Mycosphaerellaceae. Bases 47 to 883 code for a protein of 278 amino acids.
CUCAAUAUGUAGUCGUACUUCCACCCAUCUCCUCAACCCCAAAAAGAUGCCCUCCCAAACCCUCGACCUCCUAAUCCUCGGCGCAGGCUGGACCUCAACUUUCUUAAUCCCCCUCCUAAAAUCCCAAAACCUAACCUUCGCCGCCACAACCCGCGACGGCCGCAACAAAACCCUAAAAUGGUCCUUCGACCCCAUCAACCCAUCCUUCACCUCUCUCCCCAAAGCCCACAACAUCCUAAUAACAUUCCCCCUAACCGGAACCUCCCAAUCCAAAAUUUUAGUCUCAGGUUACACCUCCCACCACAAAACCUCCCCCUCCUCACAUCUCUUCAUCCAACUGGGUUCCACAGGAAUAUACCAAAUCCCUCAACCGUCACAUUGGACGUCAAGAUCUUCAAAUUACGAUAAAACGAACGCGCGUGCGAUUGCAGAAGAUGAAAUUUUGUCAUUAAACCACUGCGUGUUGAAUUUAUCAGGUUUAUGGGGCGGAGAUCGAGAUCCACGGACUUGGGUUUCGAGGGUAGCGAAGACGAAAGCUGAAGUGAAGGGGAAGAAGAGUGUGCAUUUGAUUCAUGGAGUUGAUGUUGCGAGGGGGAUAGUUGCGACGAUGGGGAAGUGGGAGAAGGCGAAGGGGCAGAGGUUUUUGGUGACGGAUGGGGUGGUUUAUGAUUGGUGGGAGUUGUUUGUUGGGUGGGCGGAGGGGAGGGAGGAGGGUGAGGGGCCGAGUGAACAGGCGGAAUGGGUUUACGAGUUGAUGUGGGAAGAGGGUGUUAGGGCUUUGCCGAGGAGUAUGGAUGCUCUUGGGAGGUGUUAUGAUUCGAGGGAGUUUUGGAGGACGUUUGGGUUGGUGCCUUUGAAGGCUAGGAUUACAUACAGAAAGUAGGUCCUCUGAAGUCGACUGAUGUGCUGUUUCAAUCUAUGCAUGUAUAUACGACCCACUAUCUAUCUCGCACUGCUUCGAAAGGGUAUCAUCCAAACAUCAUCAAAUCAUGUUAACACGUUACGCAUACGCAUACUCAUGCCUUCCAACUCAUACACGGAAACCUCCAUCCACGUUCCCCCUCCUCGCUCGAAACGUCCGACUCAUCAAUAGGCAGCCGAUUCUCCUCAUCUAUAGCAUCGUCACCCAUCGCCAUACGUCUAAAUUUCUCUCGAAUCCGCGGAUCACGUUCCAUCUCUUGCACAAGCUCCAACUCCAAAUCCUCAGCAUUGGUAUUUUGAUUCCGAUAAGUCUUUGUGAAUUUCCAAGGCGGCCAGAGUCUAGCCGCGAUGAGAUUCCUUUUACUAGCACCAUAAGCCAACUCCAUCGUGACCAGAACAGCGAAAGCGAUGACGAGUGUAGCCCACCAAUUCGGAUCUCGACCAAAGACGUACUGGAAUCCGCCUUUGACGUCGUAUGGCGAGAGGUUGUUGCCGUAGAUUGCGCUCAUGAAGCCGUUCCAAGCGAACCACCCGCCGACAGUAAUGAGGAAGGAGCCGAAGACGAUUAAGGUCUUGUAGUGAGUUUCGAUCAUGAAGAGCUUCCAAUUUGUCCAGACGAUGCCAAGUGUGAAGCACGCAUCGCCUAGGGCAAAGAGUCCUGUGUCGCCCAUGAUAUUGUACUUUCCGUAAUUGGCCCAGCAUAUGAACCACACUACCAACCCGUUAACGGUCGCAUGAAGCAUCCAGCCAACAUACAUGGUGAGGUUGAGUCCUUGGUUCCUCUGGCCAUACACGUAUAGCUCUGGGAUGGCGAGAAGAGUUUCUGGUCGUAGAUCCUGCUCAAAGAUGCCCGGAACGAUGACGCACAAGCUAGUAAAUAAGGUGUUCAGAACGGUGAGCGACCAUUGCUCAUACAGUGACGUGCCCGUAUAUCCGUUGUAUCUCUGAAACAAAGCUUGCAUCAUGUAGAAGAACAUCUCUUUCCAGAACGUGAGGAGGACGAAUUUUGCAGUCCGCACAUACUGAUAUCGCCCGUGGACCAGGAGCAGUCUCUGUAGGAACCGGAAUUGAGCGAUGCUAUAGUCCGCAACACGCGCCGCUUGCAGACCUUCUUUUCCAGAAAUGCCGACACCAACAUGCGCGGCUUGAAUCAUGGCAAUGUCAUUGGCUCCAUCGCCGAUCGCUAAAGUCAAGCCAGGCAAGCGAGCACGAAUGCCUUUGACGAUGUCGGCCUUUUGCGAUGGGGAUGCGCGACAAACGAUGGCAGAGUCAACAUUGGCAAUGAGAGUCGUGAAGAAGAGCUGCGUGAGCUGCUGAUCCGCUUGCACCACACCAAGUGAGUGUCCAUCGAUGACAAUGACUCUGUGAGUGUCUCCAUCAUGUACGAUCUCAGUCAUCUGGCCAUGGAGGUCGCCUUUGGUAGAGUCCAAGAUGUAGAUGAGCGACGCCGGUUGACA